Molecule: messenger RNA, 4986 nt
Organism: Boleophthalmus pectinirostris (great blue-spotted mudskipper)
Lineage: Eukaryota; Metazoa; Chordata; Actinopteri; Gobiiformes; Gobiidae
Product: protein tyrosine phosphatase receptor type M
Exons: 34
Coding region: 131-4519 (1462 amino acids)
Biological process (GO): protein dephosphorylation
Cellular component (GO): membrane
Molecular function (GO): protein binding; protein tyrosine phosphatase activity
Source: RefSeq, a predicted model, not a curated record
AAGGAGGAGGAGGACACAGGAGCCACUUCGGACCCGACCUGAGCGGAAAGAAAAGCAAGUUAGGAGAGACAGAGACGAGUGCACAGUUAACCCCGCGACUGGGGGUUAACGCCACUUCGCCGCUUCCGACAUGGAUAAAGUUAUGAAUUGCGUUUUUGCUGCGAUGACCCUGUUGUUGUCUGCGAGGGGUGAAGUUUUUAAAGGCGAUUGUAACUUCGAGAGGCCCCUGGCGUCGUGCGGGUACAGCCAGGGCAGAGAUGACGACCUGGACUGGGAGCAGAUCAGCACCAGAGAGAAGAGCUCCAGCACAGAUCCGUGGAUGCCCUCAGGAGCAGCCUUCAUGAUGGUGAACACUUCAGGGCGUUUCGCAGGUCAGAGGGCCCUGCUCCUGUCCCCUCAGCUCAAAGAGAAUGACACCCACUGCGUCCUUUUCCAGUACUACAUGGGCGGACGCGACGCCAGCCACCCCGGCCACCUCAACGUCUACAUCCGAGAAAACAACAGUCCCAUGGGCAUGCCCGUGUGGAACGUGUCCGGACCUGCCACCAGAACGUGGGGGCAGGUGGAGCUCGCCAUCAGCACCUACUGGCCCAACUACUAUCAGAUCGUAUUCGAAGUGGUAACCUCGGGCCAGCGCGGUUUGGUGGCCAUCAGAGAAGUGGUGGUCCAGGGACACCAGUGCAUGAACACGCCACAUUUCCUGACGAUUAAAGGAGUUGAGGUGAACGCCGGACAGUCUGCGUCGUUUCAUUGCACGGUCAAUGGACGAAAAAGGGACAACUUCAGACUCUGGCUCCAGCUUCUGCAGCUCCCAGGAGUUUGGGCCCAAAAAAAUCCUGUUGGUAGCGUUACAACCGAACCCCCUGUGCCCAUCGCGCCCCCUCAGCUCACUGCGGUGGGGGCCACGUACCUCUGGAUCCAGCUCAACGCCAACUCCAUCAACGGAGACGGGCCCAUCAUCGACCGCGAGGUGGAGUACAGGACCGUGUCGGGGACCAUGUACGACCUCCAGCCCGUGGACAAGACCACCCACAAGAUCGGACACCUGGACCCCGACACGGAGUACGAGAUCAGCGUGCUCCUCACCCGGCCGCUGGAGGGAGGCACGGGGGCUCCGGGGCCGCCUCUGAGGGCCCGGACCAAGUGUGCAGAGCCCAUGCACGGCCCUCGUAAACUGGAGGUGGUGGAGGUGCAGUCCCGGCAGGUGACCAUCCGCUGGGAGCCGGUGGGAUACAACGUGACGCGCUGCCACACGUACAACCUGACGGCGCAGUACCGCUCCAGGCCUGCGGGGGGCAAAGAGGAGGCCAGGGAGGAGAUCUGCUACGACACGCAGAGCAGAAACCCACAGCACACCAUCCACAACCUGACGCCCUUCACCAACCUGAGCGUCAAACUGGUGCUCAGCAACUCGGAGGGAGUGAAGGAGAGCGCGGAGCUGGAGGUGCAGACGGACGAGGACGUGCCCAGUGCCAUCCCCCUGGAGUCCAUUCAGGGCAGUGCGUACGAGGAGAAGAUCGUCCUGAAGUGGAGAGAGCCGUCGCAGACCUACGGCAUCAUCACACAGUACGAGAUCUCUUACAAGGCGGUGAGUUCAUUUGACCCCGAGCUUGACCUGUCCAACCAGAGCGGCAAAGUGGUGAAGCAAGCCAAUGAGACCACCCACACGUUCACCGGCCUGGACCCCGGCUGCACCUACUCCUUCACCCUGCGAGCCAGCACCGCCAAGGGCUACGGGCCACCGGUCAUCACGCAGUUUACCACCAAGAUCUCAGCUCCCUCUAUGCCCGCCUAUGACCAGGAGACCUCUCUGAACCAGACGGACACUACAGUCACUGUGCUGCUGAAGCCGGCCCAGAGCAGAGGAGCACCUGUGAGUGCUUAUCAGGUGGUGGUGGAGGAAGAGCGCCCCCGCCGAGCUCGUGGCACAGCGGAGAUACUGCGCUGUUACCCGGUGCCCAUCCACUUCCAGAACGCCACUGCGCUCAACUCGCAGUACUAUUUCACGGCCCAGUUCCCAGCAGGGGGCAUCCACGCGCCUCAGCCCUUCACCGUGGGGGACAACAAAACCUACAACGGGUACUGGAACGCCCCGCUACUGCCCCAGAAGAGCUACAGCAUCUACUACCAGGCCGUCAGCACCGCCAACGGGGAGACCAAAAUCGACUGCGUGCGAGUGGCCACCAAAGCGGCCAUCUUGGUGACCCAACUGACCACGCCCUACCUGAGAAUCGCCCCAGCCGCCGGGGACAGCCAGCUCACAGGGGCAGCCACUCACAAGCCCGACGCGGUGGAGCCGGAGAAGCAGACCGACCACACCGUGAAGAUCGCCGGAGUCAUCGCGGGCAUCCUCCUCUUCGUCAUCAUCUUCCUCGGCGUGGUUCUGCUCAUGAAAAAGAGGAAACUGGCGAAGAAGCGUAAGGAGACCCUGAACAGCACGAGGCAGGAGAUGACGGUGAUGGUGAACUCCAUGGACAAGAGCUACACGGAGCAGGGCACCAGCUGUGACGAGGCCCUCUCCUUCAUGGACACGCACGCCUCCCACAGCCUCAACACCACGGCCGGCUCGUCUCCCUCCUCCUUCACCCUGCCCAAAGCCAAUACCUUGAGCUCCUCCAUGCCCUCGGGCUCCUACUACCCAGAUCCUUUUGUUCCAACUGCUAUUUUAGUUCCCAUUAAUGAUGAGAGCCAGAACAUGGGCAGUGACACGAGCAGCCUGGUGCAGCCUCACAGUCACUCUCUGCGGAAGCGCGAGGCGGCAGACGUGCCCUACCAGACCGCCCAGCUCCACCCGGCCAUCCGCGUGGCCGACCUGCUCCAGCACAUCACCCAGAUGAAGUGUUCCGAGGGAUACGGCUUCAAGGAGGAGUACGAGAGUUUUUUUGAAGGACAGUCUGCUGCGUGGGACUCGGCCAAGAAGGACGAGAACCGCAUGAAGAACCGCUACGGCAACAUCAUCGCAUACGACCACUCGCGCGUCAGGCUGCAGGCUCCGGAGGGCGAACAGGGCUCCGAUUACAUUAAUGCAAAUUACGUUGAUGGAUACCACAGGCCAAACCACUACAUCGCAACACAAGGGCCGAUGCAGGAGACGGUGUUCGACUUCUGGAGGAUGGUCUGGCAGGAGAACACGGCAGCGAUCGUCAUGGUGACCAACCUGGUGGAAGUGGGACGGGUGAAGUGCUGUAAGUACUGGCCCGACGACACAGAGAUCUACAGAGACAUAAAGGUGACCCUGAUCGAGACCGAGCUCCUGUCCGAGUACGUCAUCCGCACCUUCGCCGUGGAGAAGCGCGGGGCCCAUGAGAUCAGGGAGAUCCGACAGUUCCACUUCACUGGCUGGCCUGACCACGGCGUGCCCUACCACGCCACAGGGCUGCUGGGCUUCAUCCGCAGGGUCAAGGCCAAGACCCUGACCAACGCCGGACCUAUGGUGGUCCACUGCAGCGCCGGGGCGGGGAGGACAGGCUGCUUCAUCGUUAUAGACAUAAUGCUGGACAUGGCCGAGAGGGAAGGAGUGGUGGACAUCUACAACUGUGUGCGAGAACUGCGCUCCAGAAGAGUCAACAUGGUCCAGACCGAGGAGCAGUAUGUCUUCAUCCACGACGCCAUCUUGGAGGCCUGUCUGUGUGGAGACACCACCAUCCCGGCCAGUCAGCUCCGCUCUGUGUACUACGACAUGAACCGCCUGGACCCUCAGACCAACUCCAGCCCCAUCAAGGAGGAGUUCAGGACCCUGAACAUGGUGACUCCCACGUUGAGAGUGGAGGACUGCAGCAUCGCCCUGUUGCCGAGGAACCAUGAGAAGAACCGGUGCAUGGACGUGCUUCCUCCAGACCGCUGCCUCCCCUUCCUCAUCACCAUCGACGGGGAGAGCUCCAACUACAUCAACGCCGCGCUCAUGGACAGUUAUAAGCAGCCGUCGGCGUUCAUCGUGACCCAACAUCCUCUACCAAACACGGUCAAAGACUUCUGGAGACUGGUCCUGGACUACCACUGCACCUCCAUAGUCAUGCUCAAUGAUGUCGACCCAGCACAGCUGUGCCCUCAGUACUGGCCGGAGAACGGGGUGCACCGUCACGGGCCCAUCCAGGUGGAGUUUGUGUCAGCCGACCUGGAGGAGGACAUCAUCAGCAGAAUAUUCAGGAUCUACAACGCUGCCAGGCCUCAGGACGGGUACAGGAUGGUGCAGCAGUUCCAGUUCUUGGGGUGGCCCAUGUACAGGGACACGCCCAUGUCCAAACGCUCUUUCCUCAAACUCAUCCGGCAGGUGGACAAGUGGCAGGACGAGUACGACGGAGGAGAGGGACGCACCGUGGUCCACUGCCUAAACGGCGGUGGUCGCAGUGGGACCUUCUGUGCCAUCAGUAUUGUGUGUGAGAUGCUCCAGCACCAGCGCUCUGUGGAUGUGUUCCACGCCGUCAAGACUCUGAGGAACAACAAGCCCAACAUGGUGGACCUCCUGGACCAGUACAAGUUCUGCUAUGAAGUGGCUUUGGAGUACUUGAACUCUGGAUAACUUUUGACCAACCGCGUUUCCCCCCUCGGACUCGAACUGGAGACCUGGAGCUUACUGUACACGUGCAUUGUGGCUCCAGCUCCCUGCCGCCCCCUCCUGGACUGCACUGGACAUGGCAGACGUGUACAGAGUUUCAUACAGCCCUUACUGACGCAGGCCGGAGCGAAGGAGACUUUUCCGUUUUCAGAAAGUUGCCCUCUGUUGUGGAUUCCUCACUUUCUGUUGGUCUAAUACAGUUCUGUGCUUGUCGCCUUGAGCUACACUGGACUAUGCGCUUUUGGUAACGCUUUAGAAAUAAGUCUGUGAUGAAUAUUUACAAUGUAUUAGCAAAUAAGGUUAUUUCUUAAAGGUUCUAUAUUACGCGAAAUUGACUCUUGUGAGCUUUAAGACAUGUUAGAAUGCUGUUACUUUAUCAAAAAUAGACCCAGAGUUUUGUUUUGUUUCAUUCACAAAACCUGGAUUAUUAC